CUGCAGCCUCUUGGGGUGUAUGUCCCCAUUUUGAACCCUUUCUGUGAUAACAAACUCUUCCACUCUGUCCAGCGAGGUUUUCUUAUGCUGCAGUCUGACUGUUGCCUCUUGCCAUUUUGUUGAGCACCUGUAACAGUAUGGGUCCAUAUUGUCUCAUGUAAACUAAAGCUGCAGUGCUUCUGUGUGAACAGAAGUUACUGGUUCUGCUUGUCACUUUUAAAGUGAUAAUCAUUUAACCAUUAUUGAGAACUUAGACUGCUUGUUUUGGUUAUCCUUAUGAAGAAAACCAGUGCUUUAAUGUUUCCUUUACCACUUAAGCUGUUUGUGAUGGAACCUAGUAUUUUUUUCCUUCAGGUUAUUUGAGGACAAAACCAAGACCCUGUCAUCUUUUAAUCUGCAUCUUGACACAAUUAUUACUCCUUUUGUACAUACCCAUACUAAUUUUAAUAACUUAAGGUUGAUAAUGACUGGAGGUGGUCCUCCAGACUUAAUUUUGCCUCUCUUGAUGUCCUAAGUGUCUAGCAGCCUGAUUCCUUUCCAGAUAUUUCUAUUUCUUUUAUUAAAAAUAUUAAUUCUGUCACUUGUUAUGGGACUUUUUUACCCUAAGUCUUUUGUCUUCAUGUACUUUAUUUAGAUGAUGCAGUUGAGGUGACUGUUCCUUGAUAGUUGAUGUUACUGUUGGCUGCCACCAUUUCACAUUUUUCCCAGCCAAGUGGUCUCUUCCCCCUGCCCCACACCCCUUAAUGCAUCUCUAGUACCCAUCUGAUGCUGCCCUGAGACACGUUAGUUUUUUUAAUUGGAGAACACUGGGUUUGUCAGAUGAAAUUUCUUCUGAGAAGGCACUGAAAUGGCCUUGUACAGGGCCAAGCAACUUUUAAAGCUAUUGCAGUUAAGGAGGUAAAGAUCUGUGAGUUGAACCGAUAGUGCUGCAGCUGCUGAUUAGAUAGGCUUAGGUUGUAAGAAAGCGUAACACUCUUUUCUGGUUCUUCAGCUUUCAUUAUAAAGAACAGUCUUUUCAUUUCUGCAGGCUACUUCCUGAUGUACUCUAAAAUAUUUUUUUCUGCUGUCUGAACUUUUUUGCUCCUUACUUUCAACUUUGAAGCAUUUUUGACACUGUCUUAAGUUCAGAGGAUAACUUACACUGUUUCAAUUGAACCUUAAAUGUCUAGAAGCUGCAAAAGUUCAUGAAACUGAUGGUAAUAUGAAUAGGUUAGCAAGAGAAAUGCUGGAAUAAGCUUAUCCAAGGAAUUCACAGAAUGCAAGGAAACUUUCCUGACAGUACUGAGAAUGACAUAAUGGUCUAAAAGAAUAUUCAGACAAACAGGUACGCAAAGUUGCUUUCAGUAAGUACUCCAUCCUGUGUGAUAUAAAGUCAAUGGGCAACAGCAUAUCUUUACAGGUCAAAGUAGGGCUCACUUCUAACUGGUAGAUGGGUCAUUAGUGCUUCUUAAGUAGGUUGUUCUUGCAGUUAUCUUGGACAAACAUUUUAAGAUUCCUAGGAUUUGGGCUUUAAUCUUUGGGAUGGUGGUCACUGAACACUAGGUGGCUUGCUAUUCAAGAAAGUGCUUGCAGUGAAGUCUCUUUACUUUUUCCUACAGCAUCCACCAAAUAGUUCCAUACUAGGCACUUGCUGCCAUUUAAUGGUGGCCUAGUAUUUUUUUAGAAGCAGUUUUGAUGAAUGUUGACUGAGUGCUGUGUUUGUAGCUAGCAAGUGCAAUUGGUUCAUUAGCUUUAAAAUCAUAUCUUAAUCAGAUGUGUUUUGCUGUGAGUUCAUACAAUAUGCUGUUUUACAUGCUUGAAUUCUAUUUAAGCAGAUGCUGAAUAUACUUGUUCCUUGCAUAGCAGCAUUGCAAUUAAAACUGUGCAUAGUGCUAAAACUCUUGUUGAAUUAUCCUGCUUUGGAAUUGUUAAGGGUCACUUUUAGUCAAAUGUAAUCAGCUACAAGCUGAUGUCCUGAAUAGUUUACUGCAUACCUCAGGUGGUGUAUGAUAUUGGUCUGCCUAGUGACAAGUAGUAGGGCUGUAGGAAGCUUUUGAAAAGACGUAGUUUCUGCCUUUCUGCCAAGAAUUUCCCAAAUGAUGUUUCAGAGAGAAUAGUCUGUCCUUUAAGAGCUCAGUACUGAAGAUUACACAAAGUGUGGGGGAAGAAAGAUGAACUCUCUCCACUUAGCAAAACAAGGUUUACAAAGCAAAUGUGUUAAUGGAUGAUACCUGACACUCUCAAGAGCUGACUUUGGGAGAUCUCAGGUUAUCAUUGAAGUGACAGAGAUGUUGCACAAUGCAAGCCUACUUGUGGAUGAUAUCGAAGAUAACUCAAAGCUACGACGGGGCUUUCCAGUGGCACACAGUAUCUAUGGAAUUCCAUCUGUAAUCAACUGUGCUAAUUAUGUGUAUUUUCUUGGCUUAGAGAAGGUUUUAACCCUUGAUCAUCCAGAUGCUGUUAAAGUUUUUACCCGUCAACUUCUGGAACUCCAUAAAGGUCAAGGCUUGGAUAUUUACUGGAGGGAUACUUACACCUGUCCUACAGAAGCUGAGUAUAAAGCUAUGGUACUGCAAAAGACAGGUGGUCUCUUUGGAUUAGCUGUAGGCCUCAUGCAGCUGUUCUCAAAUUACAAAAAAGACUUAAAGCCACUUCUUAACACACUUGGCCUCUUCUUCCAAAUAAGAGAUGACUACGCCAACUUACACUCCAAAGAAUAUAGCGAAAACAAGAGUUUUUGUGAAGACUUAACUGAGGGCAAGUUCUCAUUCCCAACCAUUCAUGCAAUUUGGUCAAGGCCUGAAAGUACUCAGGUGCAAAACAUUUUACGUCAAAGGACGGAGAACAUAGAUAUAAAAAAGUACUGUGUACAUUACCUUGAGAAUGUGGGUUCAUUUGAGUACACUCGGAAUACAUUGAAAGAGCUUGAAUCUGAAGCCUAUAAGCAAAUUGAAUCACUUGGGGGAAACCCUGAGCUUGUGGCACUAGUUGAACAGCUGAGCAAAAUGUUCAGAGAAAUUGAAAAUUGAAAAAUUUUAACUCCUGGUGGUGGAUUAAAACUUGUUUUAAAAUGGGAAAAUGGCUGGACUAUGAGAGGUGUGUUAAUCAGUCUCACUUAAAACACUUUUUGUAGCCAUCCUACAGAAAUUAUCAUUAAAAACAAUUUGAUGCUAAGUAUUUUGAAAUAUAUACCCUAUUAUCUGUACAGUCUUAACUGUAACCGCUUAGAUGGCUUUGUUAAAGAUGUACUAGAACUGCAACAAGUUUUGAAUCUAAAUGUGGUCAACUUUACAUAGUCAGCAUUAUUUCAUUAUUUCUCGUAUUAACCAGGCAACUGUAGGUUUCUGGCUGAAAUUGCAUUAAGUCGGAUUGACCUGAGUGUAUUGUGCAUUUUCAAACAAUGCUCUAGUAAAUGAAAAUGUACAAUGUUAAAUAACAGAAGGUACUUGCCGCCACAGUGUGCAUAAAACUUGUGUGAUAUUUCAAAGUCAGACUUGGAAAGAUCAGAUGGAUCAGCAUAUGAAGUUCUAAAGUGAAUAUCCUAUCCAGCUUCUGGGGGUAUUUUCAGGGGAAUGAGGAUUAUGAAAGAGUAUUUUAUAUGCAAAUAAGACUAAUGUUUAGUCUGAAAUUGUAGCUUUAUAAUGACUUAAGUACCUUAGAGAAAAGAUUCCAUUGCAUCAGCAAAGCAUAAAUUAGCUGCUGAUUCCCGCUCUGCAGUGAAUAAUUUUGAUUGCCUGUUUUUAGAUUUUUAAACAGUCAUAUUUUUUUAGCCAGGGACUUAAAUCUAUGCAUUAGAGCCCAUCUAUACAUGUAGCUGUAAAUAGUCACAUGGUGAGCUGCUACUAGAAAUGGAAUGGGAUUCACACCAGGUAACUUUAGGACACUAUAAUUAGUGCAUGUCUCUUUAAUCUCUGCUUAUAAUUGAGAGGGGCUUCUCUGGGAGUUGAUUUGUAAUUCAUACUGCAUACCUGUUCUGAAUUGUUAUCUGGAAAGCGAGAUUGAGGGGGAAAGGCUGAUAAGUGACAAAACUCUCUGCUCAUCUAAUGUAUAUAAAUGUGUCUAUAUAAAGGUGAACAAAAUGUAAGCAGAGAUGUUUGUUUCUUCUUGUCUGGGCUGACUUGAAUCAGGUUCAGUCCCUUAUUCUUCACACAAAGCUUUUCUUCGGUCUAGGGGGGGUAAGGGUUUGGAUCAAAGGUGGGACUGGUGCUAUCAGUAGUGGUGUUAGCUCAGGCAUACCCUCAAAAGAAAUGGCCAGAGGUACUUGGCUUCUGCAGCUGAAGGAUAGUUUUAUGUGGGUGUUCAUUUACUGUACCUGGAAAGCAGAGAGAGUCAUGUUCUCAACCUGCUGAGAAAACUAAUUGAAGAAGGUUGCUGUAAUGUCUUUCCCGGGCAGCCUUAAGAUUCUUCUGAAAGUGAUCAAGCAUGAAAAAAUUCAGGAUGACUGCUUUGUAAGAGGUGUUAUGUAGUUAUGGAUGAUAGCCUUUUAUCUGCAUGCUGAGGAGGAAUCUGUCUGCUCUGUGAUUAGGCAGAGAAUAAUAGCCUUGUCACUGAAUGGACCUGGUUGCCAGGAGUCAAUAGCUCAAAGUUGGUGAAAAGUGUCUUUUUAAUGUUAAUGACAGUGAAUUGUAAUGCCUUUUUCAUAACUUGCAGUGCUUCAUAGUAAGCCUGUAAAUCUUUAAUGUUUUAUGAGAAAAUACUACCUGCAGCAAAGGACAACGCUUAUUUUGUGCCAGGUCUUGGGAGUUUCUAAACACUGUUGCAGCUGAUGUUGAAUGGAGGAGAGCACUGAAAAAACUUAAGAGAAAUCGCCUAGUCUUACUGUGAAAGAUAUCCUUGUGCCUAUUAGGAUAUUGUAACUGACAUAGGACAAAGUGUGCUUAGUACCAUUUCAUGUCUGCUCAGUUGCUGGGUUUAAACAGUUUUGUGUAGUCAAACUUUCCUAAUGGCAUAGCUUUUACUUUUGUAUACACUACCACCUGAGACUUCUGCUAUAUCGUCACUUCUUCAGUUCAUUCUGACAACUAUUAUUUAUUCUAUACCAUAUAGAAUUUAUUAUAAAUAAUUAUUUAUUGUAAUACCAUAUCUUGUAGAAUGUGCCUCCGCUAACCUAAGAGUAAGCAUAUUGGAAGUUUUCGAGCUGCAGGCCCUUGAAACCACAAAUGGGCAAUAAGGGAAAAUUACCCAGGGAAAAGAAAGCUGGACCAACAAGAAACAAGUACAGCUCUGCAUUAUUCUGCCUUCAAGGCUUUUAAUACUAGUGUUCAAAGCUUACCUUGAAGGUAUAUCUUAAAAGGCUCAGAAGCAGAGUAGUGUUGUUCUUCACUUUGGUUAGGAUUAACUGAGGCCUCUGAGGUUUUUCCUGAUGUAUUCAGGAGCUGGAAGAGGCUGAGAUCUUUCCCCUUCAUCUGUUAAGCAGGUAGAGCAUCUUUAAGAAUUAAAUGUCAGCAGUGAUGAUGCUCUAUAGUCAAGGUAGAUUUUAUAUUUGGAGCCAUGAGACUGUAUCUUCAUUAGUGUCCUCCGUUACUGGCUCUGAUACAAGCUCCUGGUGUUAAGCCAUGUUAGGAAAAUCCCUUCCUUAAAGCAGCAUGAGAGUUCUUGUGGCUGCAGAAUUAGUUUAGUUGUGUAAGUGCUGCUCUUUGUUGCUAUGCCUCCCACAACACCAGGAGUAGGAUUUUUUUUUUGUGAUCUUCACAAGAGCUGCAUUGCUGUGGAAUGGAAAUCUGAGUUGUGAGUAGAAAUGCCCAUGGGGAAACAAAGGGGAUGCUGGUUUAAAUGUCAGUCCCUUUGAGCCAGAACUGUUGUACUUAUUCUUUCUACCAUUGCCAACAAGUUCUGCUUUGAUCAAGUUACCUGCGCAUUUCUUGGAGGUUUAGCUCUUGCAGUGCCUAUGAAGAGAAAUGCGGGUACUCAUCAGUCUCCAGCAUUUCCCCCACCUCAGUAUGUUUUCUGAUUGUGUGCCUGCUCGGAUGUAAAUGAAUGCUGUCAUCAGUCUUUGAGUGGCCAGCCAUUGGAUGGCGCAUCUGCGUCUGCUGCUUCGAAGGCUGAUAUUAUCCCAAUCAAAUAUAGUGAAAACUGCGUUGUUUCAGGACCUUCCUGAGGAGAUGGCUUGUCUUCCACCUCUCCCGUUGAGCUCAGGCUGUUCAGGGACCCUAAGAGCAACUUUGUAUUGGCCAGUUGUUGAUACUAACAGCCUAAAAAUGUUAAUGGCAGUGAGGAAGUAGUUGCUGAUAUUCGUUAUCCUUUCAACAUGAUGAGUUUGCUAAUUAUUAAGUAUCUAAAUGCUUCCAUGUGCUAUGGAAGCUUCCUAUAUUAAUGGCUUCUUUCCUCAGUUAUAGCUAAAUGCUAACAUAGUAUAGAAACAUGGGAUUUGUGGGUUUGGUGGUGGGUUGGGGGGGUUCUCUUUUUUUUUUUUGGUACCUUCUUACAUAAACUGGUUUGGACACUGAUAGUCUUUAGCAUUGAAUUGGGCCAGGCUGUUAUUCAUGUACAAGAGCUAUAUAGGCACCUGUUCUCUCCUUUAUCCUGUCUUAAUCUUACCAUUUUAUGUUUCAGAUUUGGUAUUUACUGUGUUCUUUGUAUUAUUUGCUCAGCACUUUCAUUGUAAUUCUUUUCUCAGUGCUAUUUCUAUUCCGCUACUAAUGCCAUAGCGCAUACAAUACCAUCAAACUCACUUUUGAUCCUCGACAAACAUAAUAGUCUGAGUAUGCUGUUGAAACAUUGAAUUGUGGCUCAUCGUAUGCCUUCACAAAAGUAAUCAAAGAUUUUCUACAAUCUUUAAAUGCUGUAACUUUUUUUUCUCCAAGAAGCUAAAGCCUGUAAUACAUUUUAUAUUGCCAUAAAUUAUUUUUGUUCCACAUA
Messenger RNA from Falco peregrinus (peregrine falcon), 6837 nucleotides. It is a transcript of the gene GGPS1, whose product is annotated as geranylgeranyl diphosphate synthase 1. Gene Ontology annotation, molecular function: prenyltransferase activity. The record is from RefSeq and is a predicted model, not a curated record. Bases 2268 to 3008 code for a protein of 246 amino acids. Gene Ontology annotation, biological process: isoprenoid biosynthetic process. The transcript is spliced from 2 exons. Lineage: Eukaryota; Metazoa; Chordata; Aves; Falconiformes; Falconidae.